Hyposmocoma kahamanoa is the source of this 2665-nucleotide messenger RNA. It is a transcript of the gene wdp, whose product is annotated as protein windpipe. The transcript has 3 exons. NCBI's taxonomy places the organism in Eukaryota, Metazoa, Arthropoda, Insecta, Lepidoptera, Cosmopterigidae. The coding region runs from base 440 to 2521 and encodes 693 amino acids. Gene Ontology annotation, molecular function: protein binding. The record is from RefSeq and is a predicted model, not a curated record.
AGUUUAGUGCAAGUGGACAUAAAACUUUAUAUUUUAACACAGGGCGCACGAUGCUACGAUACAAACACACGUUCCUAUUCUAUGUAACAAUUCAAACUCGAUUACAGUUUUCGAUGCAUCGAAUGCUAUCCGCGCCGGCAUCAGUCAGUCGGCUCCGAACCUUCGUAUCGGCACGACGUGACACUGUGUCGUAAGGCACACAGCCUGGCGAAAAUCUUCAGUAGCCGGCCGUGCUUGGAUAAGCUGGUUCCUGGACAAGUGACAGUGCGAGAGUGAGUGAACAAAAUAUAUCACAAACUCUAAUUUCCCAUCACGACUUUGAAGACGAUCCGCCAAAAAAUUAUUUGCCGAAAACUUUGCAUUAUAUUUCAGAAGUGCAAGAGCUGGGAUGUCUCACUUGUUACCGUCUGAACUCCUAAAGUGCUGAGCCAAAACAAACAUGUCGUGGCUUCGCGUCUCUGCGUGUUUCCUAGCGGUGUUAGUGCUAGUCGCACCAUCACUGGCUGGAAUUUGUCCAGAAAGUUGCAUUUGCACCAACACUCGGGAUGGACUACAUCGCGCUACCUGCAGUAACCUCGAUGAAAUCUACAAGUUCACUCUGCGCCAAAAACAUCACAAUAUUAAUAUUUUGGAUCUUUCGCACAAUAAUAUUACCAAGCUUUCCCAUGAGUUAGACCGGCUAACAGAGAUUGUCACUUUAGAUCUAUCUACGAAUGGUAUCACUGACAUUAACAAGUUCCUGAAUAAUGCUAAAAAAUUGGUACACCUUAAUUUGGCUAACAACAGAAUACGACGAAUUACGCUUGCGUAUCUACCAGCAAGUGUUAGUUCAUUAGAUUUAACUAACAACCUGCUGCGAGACUUGCCUUCUGAUCUCGAACACUUAAGCAGCUUGGAGCACUUUGAAUUAGAUGGUAAUCCGCUUGAUUGUUCUUGUACAAAUAUUAGAGCGCGCGAUCGUUUGCUUUCGAGAAAUGUAUUUAUUGACAAAGUAAAAUGUUCUACGCCGGCGAAAUACGCAGGUCGUUCUUGGCUGCAGCUUAAGACAAAAGAAAUGUGCACAGUAUCUCAAAAUGAUAACUUGGAUGUGAUGAUGGGAGAUCAACCAUUUGAUGUAGAAAAGAUCGGUGAUGACACUACUGCAUUGAAAUCCAUGGCUCUGGUGUCAAGUGAUGUGUUAGAAGGCAAGGUUAUUCAUCUAGAAAAAUCGACGGAAGACGACGAUAAUGUUCAAUUCAUGAAGGUAAGCCAUACCACUUCACCAUCGUCUCUUUCUGAAAUUGAGGGAUCAGGCGCAGAAGAAGAGAGUACAACAAUGUUCAGUGUAAGUGAUAUUCACCAGGAACAAAGGAUUAAUGCAAACCUAAUGGCUACUGAAGAAAUACUACCAGUUACAAAUACACACACCACAGAAGAUCAUAUUGAAGGCUCUGGUGAAGGAUCUGGCUUUGGUAUUAUAGAUUAUGAAGACGAACCUACAGUUGAGACAACAACGCCACUUUUACCUGAUUUGGAACCUGAACCAGUGCAUACCUAUUUUGAUAAUGAAAGUACUGACAAUAAUGCUACUGAAUUUCCACCAGUUCAGACGCCUAGUCUCUUUCAAGGAGGUCAUGACUGGCAUAGGAGAACUGAAUCGCCUGUUACCGAUAGAGUUGCUACACCAAUGAUGACUCCAGAUACAACAAUUUCAGAAACUCUGUCUGCAACUAAUACUAAAGGAUUAGAAUCAAUAACAAACGCGAAUGACAAACCUGUGCCUCAUAAGACUGGCACAUACGUUUGUGUUGCCAUUAUUAUUGUGCUUUUAGUAGGAUUAAUUGGGUUUGCUAUUAUGAAAGGGCAAAUUAGGAAACGAAGAGACAGGAGACUUUUAAGACAACAAAAGAGAGAUAUCGAAGCGUCUAAAGAAAUGGUUGAUAUGAAUAAAUCACUAUUAGGUAAACCUGCUGCUGUAGAAACUCCAAUAGAAAAGAAAGUUAACGGUAACUAUGAAUUAGUACCAACUCAUGAACCCCUUCAAAAGAAAGAAAAUAGUGACUUCUCUAACGGCAAAAGCCACGGAGAUACCAAUGACCAUAGAACUAACAGCCCAAGGGACACCAAUCAAAACAAAAGUAACUCAAAAGACCACAAUUAUGCACCUAAUAAAACUCCUACGCCAGUUCAGGAUUUAUCUUUUGAAUCUGCGACGUUACCAGAUUCUAAAAAAGAUACAAAUUCACUAUCUAGCGAAGAUAUAUUUGUUCCUAUGCAUCAAGAGCCAUCGAGAAUGAAUGGUAUCGCUGAUUCCGACUUAUCUCAACCAUUAAUAAACGGGGACCAAAAUACUGAUUCUGAUUUCUUGUCACCCUCUCGUGAAUAUGUUCCAGUAUACUCUCCUGAUAUGGGAAGAGUUAGGAUUAAGUUGUCGGAGACGCCGAAACCGAAAACUCCAGUACUAGUCACCAGAAGUAGGUCAAACGCUGGAGAUAUCGUGAUUAUCCCCUCAAUUGAUGGAAAAAUAAAAUCAACCACUUGAAACCUAUUUCCAAUUUGAAGGACUAAAACACUACAUAUUUAAUCAGUGUCAAUUAGCAAACAUUUUCACUAUUGGCAAAAUUCUGUGAUUAAAUUCUUGUGCAAAAAUUGCGGGAACUCAGAAAUGAGCGACUGAUGUCGGUAC